Strongylus vulgaris is the source of this 810-nucleotide messenger RNA. NCBI's taxonomy places the organism in Eukaryota, Metazoa, Nematoda, Chromadorea, Rhabditida, Strongylidae. The record is from the annotation of a GenBank genome assembly.
AUGCCUGUACCCCAGAUCAGUUCCAAUGCAAGACGAGCGGAAUUUGUAUACCUGCCUCAUGGAAAUGUGAUGGACAAAAGGAUUGUGAUGACGGCUCCGAUGAACCAGCAUUUGGAUUGUGAUGACGGCUCCGAUGAACCAGCAUUUGGUUGUAGCGCAAACACAUGCAAAGAGGACCAUUUCAAGUGUGAUAACGGGCGAUGCAUACUUAAUUCAUGGCUUUGCGAUGGUGAGAAUGACUGUGGAGAUGGAUCCGAUGAAUCUGCCGAACAUGGCUGCAAGAAAACUCAGCCAUCAAGACGUUGUCCAUUCGAACAGGUGCCAUGCGAGGGCGCACCCGACGUAUGCAUACCGUUGACUGAACUUUGCGAUGGCAAACCACAAUGUCCUGGUGGUACUGAUGAAGGAGGAAGAUGUGCUCGUGAUCUUUGCUCCGCUGAUCGUGCAGGAUGCGCUUUCAAAUGUCAUAAUAGUCCGAAUGGGCCAUUAUGUAGUUGUCCAUUUGGGGAGCAGCUAGUAAAUAAAACUAAAUGCGAGCCAGAGAAUGAAUGUCUGGAUGCCAGCUCGUGCUCACAGAAAUGCACGGAUGAGAAACAUGGUUUCACUUGCAGCUGCGAAGAAGGCUACACUCUUGAUGCUGAUAAACGAACAUGCAAAGUUACCGAAGGCAAUCAGGAUAUGCGUGUUUACAUAUCUAAUCGUAACAGAGCAACGGAUCGAUUCCGCUUUUUCCAUGAUCCAACGCCACAGAACAGAACUUACUGUAACGUCUCGGCUUCUUCUUAUUUAUCAUAUGAAACAGGAACUUGA